Messenger RNA from Diversispora eburnea, 1878 nucleotides. The record is from the annotation of a GenBank genome assembly. NCBI's taxonomy places the organism in Eukaryota, Fungi, Glomeromycota, Glomeromycetes, Diversisporales, Diversisporaceae.
AUGACACCUCCACCAAUACCAACUUCAGCCAGUUCUCUUGAACGUGGAGUCAUUCUAAUAAUUGCAUUAUAUGCUAGUAUAAAAGUUGUUCUAAUAAUGGCAGCAAAUGAAGUUGGUCGCAUUGAAGGAUUAGGUGAAAAACUCUUUCACAGAAUAUGGGGAACAGACGAUAAAUCAUUUUAUGGAGUAUUAUUACUUCCCACCGUAGCUGCAGCGAAAUUAGUAGAUGUUCAACGAUCACCGAAUUUUAAUGAAGGAGACUUUAACAUUGGUAUGAAAGAUGAAUUUCAUGUUGGUAUUCUUAUCCAUAUGUUUAUGUCCAAACACGUAAUUCUUCAUAAUAUGUCAAUUCUAUGGGCAAUGACAAUUGUUACUGGAAUAUCUGUAUUUUUGGUUAUUUCUUUAUCUAAAUUUGGUUUCUUUCCAUUAUUCGAAAAAUUACCGUGGCAAUUCAUUUUAUUUUCGCAGAUUUUCUAUCAGGUUUCAUUAUAUUCAAUUAUUACUAUAUUGAAGAAGAGUUUUACAUUUGGUGAAUUAUCAGUAGUUGCUCAAGCCAUAACAUUACUUGUGGUAGAAUUAUGGGUUAUUACCGUUAACAGAUUUAAUUUAAUGAGUCAUUCUCAUUUUCGUAAACAUUCACCGAGCGAUAUUACUUUAUAUCAAAUAGCUUUAAUUUUAGGAAUGCUAUUGAUAGGAAUAAUUCUUUCACCAAUAUUAAUUCGAUCGCGUCAUUUAGCUCAACAACCAAGAUGGAGAACUAAACAUGCACAUGCAUUUAAUAAUGGAAGGAAAUGGACAGCAUUUUCUAUUUACGGUGGUACCGCACUUAUAAUUGGAUUGAUAGGUCAUUGUAUGAAAUUUUAUUUAUCUACGGAUCCUUAUUCAUGGAUCGUUAAUUAUAUUAUCGAAUCUCCCAUGAAAAUUGUUCUUGCAUUAUACUGGAUAAUAACGAUAGCCUUAUCUUUAUUAUUAUUUGCCAAGUACGCAUUUUCACGAAAAAUUUAUUCAUUAAAUACAAAACGAAAAUUUUUUCAUUUUCUAGCCAUAGUUAUGUUUAUUCCAGGAUAUUUACUAGAGCCGGAUUUUAUGCAUUUAGCAUUUAGUGUGGCAUUUGCUGCUCUUAUAUAUCUAGAAUAUUUAAGAUAUUUUGCAGUAUAUCCUUUGGGCAAAAAACUUCAUAUUUUUCUUUGUGAAUUUUUGGAUUAUCGUGAUAUUGGUCCAUGUAUAUUGAGUCAUAUAUAUUUGUUGGUUGGAUGUGCAGGAUCAAAUUUAUCUGGAAUUCUUACACUAGGGAUUGGGGAUGCUAUGGCAUCGAUAAUUGGUAGAAGAUAUGGCCGCCAUCGAUGGCCUGGAACAUCUAAAACUGUUGAAGGGUCAAUUGCGUUUAUUCUUUUUCAAUUAUUUGGUGCAUAUAUAGUUACUCUCAUUUGUCCUUCAAGUAAUAUGUGGGCUGAUGGUGAAAAGUGGGUUGGGUAUUCCUUUGCGGUAUCAAUAACUGCAUUAUUAGAAGCAAUAUCAUAUCAAAACGAUAACCUCAUGAUUCCAUUGUAUAUGUGGGCAUUAGAAAAGGAAAUUGUAUUUCGACAAACAGUAAAUUCAAAUAUGGAUUUUCUAGAACGAUUAAAAAUUAUGGCACCUGAAGCAGCAGCUGUUUAUAAUGAUUUGGAAGUUAUAGAAGAAUCAACAGAAACAAUUCUUGCAAACACUCGACGUGUGGAAAUUACACUGGACAAUAAAAAUUGGCAAAAAAAAGAUACAGACGAGUUUUAUAAGAUAGGAAAAAAGUUUAAAAGUGAACAAAAGAAAAAUCCUGAACGAUUUCAUGAUGCUCUUACACGAAAUGGGGAAUUCAUAGUUUACAAGAACCUUUUCAUGUGA